This is a messenger RNA of Dicrocoelium dendriticum, 1335 nucleotides long. NCBI's taxonomy places the organism in Eukaryota, Metazoa, Platyhelminthes, Trematoda, Plagiorchiida, Dicrocoeliidae. The record is from the annotation of a GenBank genome assembly.
UUGUUUUAGUACAUAGUUCACGCUUGACCUUUGUUACGCGGUCUGCCUUCAGCAUGUCCCACAGGAAGUUUUCAGCACCUCGGCAUGGCUCGAUGGGCUUUACCCCGAAGAAACGAAGUCGCAGAAUCCGGGGAAAGUGCAAAGCCUUUCCCAAGGAUCGUCGUUCUUUACCACCACACCUUACUGCUUUCCUAGGUUACAAAGCCGGAAUGACCCAUAUCGUUCGCGAAGUAGAUCGCCCUGGUUCCAAAGUCCACAAACGGGAGAUUGUUGAGCCGGUUACUGUACUUGAAUGCCCCCCAAUGGUAAUUGUUGGCAUGGUGGGAUACUCACCAACCGCCCGCGGUCUCCGUACCUUCAAGACAGUUUGGGCAGAGCAUUUGACAGAAGAUUGCCGUAGAAGAUUUUAUAAGGAUUGGUGCAAGUCUAAAAAGAAGGCUUUUACUAAGGCAUCUAAAAAGUGGGCUGAUGAAGCUGGUCUAAGAGAGAUAAACCGUGACCUUAAGAAGAUUAAGAAGUACUGCACUGUUGUUCGCGCGAUCGCGCACACUCAGAUGCGACUCAUGAAACACCGCCAAAAGAAGGCCCACAUAAUGGAGAUUCAGGUGAAUGGCGGCACAGUAUCCCAAAAAGUCGACUGGAUAAAGUCUCAAUUUGAAAAGCAGGUGCCGGUGAUGAACGUUUUUGCUCAAGACGAAAUGGUUGAUGUGAUUGGUGUAACCAAAGGCAAGGGCUUUAAAGGCGUCACAUCGAGGUGGCACACGAAGAAGCUGCCACGCAAGACCCACAAAGGCCUACGUAAGGUAGCUUGUAUCGGAUCUUGGCAUCCGGCGCGCGUCGGAUACACUGUCGCUCGUGCCGGGCAGAAAGGUUACUUUCAUCGUACCGAACUUAAUAAAAAGAUAUAUCGCAUUGGUCUAGGACUUCAAGCCCAGUUAGAAGCUGCCAAAGCGGAAGCCGCUAAAGAAGAAACCAAGGACAAAGUUGCACUCGUUAAGCCCAAGGGAAACGCGUCCACUGAGUUUGAUCUUACAGCUAAAAAUAUAACCCCCAUGGGUGGUUUCCCACACUAUGGGGAAGUUCGCAACGACUACAUUAUGAUCAAGGGGUGUUGCAUGGGUCCAAAAAAACGUGUGAUAACAAUCAGGAAAACUAUUCUCGCUCAAGUUAACCGGCGAUCAAAGGAAAAAGUCGUUCUCAAAUUUAUCGAUACGUCCUCCAAAUUCGGCCACGGUCGUUUCCAAACCAGGGCGGAGAAAAAUGCAGUCAUGGGUCCACUGAGGAAAAAUAUUGGGCGCUGGUAAACCACUAUAUGACUGGUAAUAAAUAUUUGGG